Messenger RNA from Amblyraja radiata (thorny skate), 1910 nucleotides. RefSeq names its product carcinoembryonic antigen-related cell adhesion molecule 6-like. The record is from RefSeq and is a predicted model, not a curated record. Gene Ontology annotation, cellular component: cell-cell junction; membrane. The coding region runs from base 422 to 1174 and encodes 250 amino acids. The transcript is spliced from 7 exons. NCBI's taxonomy places the organism in Eukaryota, Metazoa, Chordata, Chondrichthyes, Rajiformes, Rajidae.
AUCUGAUAUCUGGAUAAACUUCACAUUCGAGCAGCGGUCCGUCUCCUGUCGCCGGGGGGCUGGAUAUUUCAAGUGGCGAUCUGCUUUUACUGGCCGGGCACCCGUCCAACUCGAUCUCACGGACUAGACUUCCUCGCCAGCGAGCUGGACAACCCGGUGUAACGACCAAGCAGCGACCAAGACUCCAGAGGCAUCGAAUCUGGUGAACAAAUAUCGUGGAGAGUUUUGUUGUUUGGGAAUCAGAUGUCGUAGUGUGAGUUCUGUAAACGGCUUUUAUCAUCAAUCUUUAAUAGUUCAGCGUUUAACAAAUGCAAAACGUAAUUGAAUUUUACCCCCGACGUUUUCAGAUGAAGUUACCAGGCUACCUUCAUGACCCUAUUCCGUUAUUUGAAUAAGCUGACAGCACCAGCUCCUCUACAUAAUGAUAACCUUCGGCUGCUCUAUCCUCUGCCUUCUGCAACUUCUCAGCAACAGAAUUUCAGCUCAGUGGACAAGAGACAGGAUGCUGGCUGCCACAGGCUCCACUAUUCCAUUCCCCGGAACUGAUAAUAAAUUCAACAGUUUGAACUGGGACUUCUCCGUUUCCAGCCGAAAUCUCCCCAUUACUGAAGUUUAUGACGGAAAAACCAUCAUAUAUGAAAAGUACAAGAAUCGAAUUAAAGUUAACAUAUCAGAUGGAUCCUUUCAAUUAAAAGAUGUUGGUAAAGCAGACAGUGGCCACUAUAAAAUGACGGUGGACUUAGACCCACACAGGACCAGAAUUCUAACUCUUGGAGUCAUUGAUCCUCUCUCCACACCAUCCAUCUCCUGUGAAAACCACCCUGAGAACCACACGGCUGUGCUGAACUGCACGGUGCAGAGAGGGAGAGCGGCUUCCAUUCUGUGGAGCAGAGAAGAAGUUGUCCUCCCAGUUUGCCCACGGCAGUCCCUGUCAGAUGGGAAUGUAACGUUUACCAUUUGGAACGCAGAGAAAUCAGACUCUGGCUAUUACACAUGCAGCAUGGAAAACCAAGUCAGUCGAACCAACAGCACCUACCAGCUGGUCAUCGAGGGUCAUGAACUCAAUCCCAGAUCUCGGGUUGGAUUAUUCCUGACCAUUAUCGUAGUGAUCACAGUGGUUCUCGUGUUUAUCCCUCUGUUGGUACAUGCUUGGACUGCCUUCUUGAAUAAAUGAAGCCCCUCUACUCACUGGGACAAGAGGAACAGGUACAUUGGAACAUCACCAUCUCUCUGUUCCACUCCAGUUCACGAAGUCCCAAUGUUGGUCCACGUCGAUAUACAUUCAGCACAGCGCGAUUGCGACCCUGGAGCUAUCUGGCAAGCUACACUGUGGAAACAGCUUCACCCUAAGUAAUGCAGCAGUUCAAGAUAUGGCAGAUAUUUAAACAACCUUUUCAUUGCAUUCUGUGGGGAAAUGAGCCCAACUAGAAACAGGGGAUCCUGAGAGAAGGUGGACCAUUUUUAGAAGGGAUGUUACAAGCCUGAUGCACAAGAUGGGGUUGAGAGAGAAAGAUAGAUUAGCCAUGAUUGAAUGGUGGAGUAGACUCGAUGGACCGACAAGGCCAUCUAGAUCCGAAUUAGGGUCUUGCCCCGAAACGUCACCCAUUCCUUCUACCCAGAGAUGCUGCCUGUCCUGUAGAGUUACUCCAGCCUUUUGUGUCUAUCUUCGAUGUGAACCAGCAUCUUCAGUUCCUUCCUGCACAAGAUACGAAGGCACGGUAUCUGGCUUGAGGAUGGGUUAUAAACACAGAAGAAACAAAAGAUGCAAGUUGUGGAUUGACCCAAGAUCAGCUUAGUUUAGUUUAGAGAUACAGUGUGGAAACAGGCCCUUUGGCCCACCGAGCCCGCACCUACCAGCAAUCCCCACACAUUAACACCACCCUACACACACUAGGGACAAUGUUACAUUU